This is a messenger RNA of Aspergillus niger, 1092 nucleotides long. RefSeq lists its product as uncharacterized. The coding region runs from base 1 to 1092 and encodes 363 amino acids. The transcript has a single exon. The record is from RefSeq and is a predicted model, not a curated record. Gene Ontology annotation, molecular function: protein kinase regulator activity. Gene Ontology annotation, cellular component: protein kinase CK2 complex; cytoplasm. NCBI's taxonomy places the organism in Eukaryota, Fungi, Ascomycota, Eurotiomycetes, Eurotiales, Aspergillaceae.
AUGUCGUCUUCGGAAGGGGCCCCGGAGUCCUGGAUCUCCUCGUUUUGCUCCCUGAUGGGUCAUGAGUUCUUUGCGGAAGUGUCGGAGGACUUUAUCGAAGAUGACUUCAACCUGACGGGUCUGCAAUCGCAGGUGCCUAUGUACAAGGAGGCCCUGGAAAUGAUCCUGGAUGUGGAACCCGAGGAGGACGAGGAGGAUGAAGAAGAGGAGGAGGAAGAGGAGGACGAGGACGAGAUUCUAGGAGACGAGAAGCCGCCGGGAUACCGCAGGGCAGGGGAACGGAGGCAUGCACGAGUCGCGAGUGAUCUGAGCGUUAUUGAGAGCUCCGCCGAAUUGCUUUACGGACUGAUCCACCAGCGCUACAUCACUUCACGGCCCGGUAUCCAGCAGAUGCUUGAAAAGUACGAAAUGCAACAUUUCGGUGUCUGCCCGCGAGUCUAUUGCAAUGGAUGCAAGGUUCUGCCCGUCGGCCGUUCCGACACGCCUGGCCAAGAGACGGUCAAGCUGUUCUGCCCUAGUUGCCAAGAUCUGUACACGCCCCCGAACAGUCGGUUCCACUCAGUCGAUGGAGCAUUCUUUGGAACUACCUUUGGUUGCCUGUUCUUUAUGACCUUCCCAGACCUCGAUAUCGGACCCCGGCUGGACAGCUCCCUCGCCGCGUUAUCACCGACCCGCUCCUCCUCCUUGACAUCUUCUUCGAUCAACAACCAAGUCGUGCCAGAUGUGCCUCCUCCCAACCAGCCUGUCGAGAUCAACGGCGUGCGUACCAUCAACUUCAGCCCGGGUCUUGGACCGGGUCGGAUCUACGAGUCCCGGAUCUAUGGUUUCCGCGUGUCGGAACGCUCACGGUCAGGACCACGCAUGAAGUGGCUGCGGAUGAAGCCUCUUGAUAUUCGGGAACUGGAUGAGCUGUCACGGUACGAGGCGCUGCACGGGGGGGCUGAUAAUGCUGAUAAUGAUGGGGACACGGAAAUGGGGAGCGCCCCCGGCAGCGCACAGAGUGCCGCCAUUGCGAAAAGGAAAAAGGCGCCCAUGCGCAGACGGCGAUACAAUCCUAACCAGAUGAGCAUCAACGGAGCGGAGGCUGGAUAA